UGACCGUUGAAACCCUUGACAACAGUUCAGACUGCACCUGUAAGUACCGAAAGUUAAGAAAUACACGCGACUUAAUAAACGUUUAGACGCAUGGUCCAGUGCGUAGCGAACGCAUGCGGUGCGUAAACGCACCUCCAAGAGCUGUUGUUUUGGAACACAGUGUUUCCAAAAACAUUUUAUGGGUUGUUUAAACUUGUGAGCAUGUUUGUGUGUGUUUUACGCUGAUUUUGCCUGGCCUCGGUCGGUCUGUCUGUACCGAGCCGGCCCGUGUUUUGUAUCUCGCCGACAGCGAACGUCUCCAGAAUCCUAAUACGCGGGGUGUAAAUGUUUAUCAAGCCCGCAACGCUGCUGGAGAGAUUCUCCGAAGCACCGACCGCGACGGCAGAUGUGCAGAGGGUGUCUUUCCUGUGCGGAAUAGGAGAUCGUCUUUCCUCCCUGUGACCGGCUGCAUUCCAUCCAGCAUCUUUCCGUAGGAUGUGUCACUGAGCCAGUGGAAAAACCCUGAAAAUGCCACGUACAAAGCAAAACAACCCUAAAAAUCUGAAAGAUAAAAUAGAGGAGGCACAGAAGGAGCUCAAAGACCCCAAAGUUGCGCACAAAGACAUAAAUGAAAGUACUGGCAAAAAUUCUGAAAGCAUCAAAGGACUAAAGAGGAAAAAAGUUGGGGCACAAAGCCAGCUAAAGAAAAUACCCAAAUCUCCCGUCAAAAAGCAAACACAGACAAAGAAAUCCAUUUCUCCAAGCAUAUCUUCUUCAUCCAAGGAAGCCACACCCUCCUUUUCUUUUUCAAGCAGUCCAUCGCAUGGAUUGCCUGAACCUCAAGAUACUGAAGAUGCACCACAGGAUGCAUCUGGAUCUAGAGCAGUAAAAGUGGAGCACAAGGAGUUAUUAACCUUAGAACCACAGGCUCUCAGCCGCAAAAGUGCUGCAGAGGAACCUUGUGCUUCAAGGCCUGUGCAGACAGAAAGCUGGUGUGGCAACAGCAGCAACAAAAUCGCAUCUCCUUCUCUAACAAGUGCUCCCCUUGAGGUACUGCUCAAGGCUAUGGAGCCAGAUUUCAAUACACUGACGGAAAGGAAGAACAGCAGUCCAAUAGGGCAUCUUGGAAAAUCAGUUUCCAUUCCUGUCACUUAUUCAGACUAUGCUAUGACUAUGCGUGCUGUAAAUUUCAAUGUCCAGUCACAGCCCUCAUUUGUGCCACCAUUCAAUGCAGCCAAACAGUUCUACAGCAGUGUGGCAUCUACAGGGCCACAUACAACACAGCAGUAUGUGAACAUGACAGGAAAUCGUCAGCAGGACAAACCAGGAUUCCAGAAAAGCUAUAGUGUGGGUCCUUCACAUACCUUGACACACGCACCUGUUCCAUCUGGAUCAGGUGGCUUCCCUCAGAGCCAGCCCCCUGUUGUUCAAACAUGCCAGUCUUUGUCAGCCACAGUACCAAACUCAGUUCAAGUCCCUGUAACACCAGGUUUCAACCCUGUUCAGAUGACAGCUGUGGUCAACUUCGGUGCAAGCCAAGUAUAUGAUAUCUCUGCAAAAGACCAAAAACCAAAAAAGCAAGGGAAGUAUGUCUGUGAAUACUGUAAAAGAGCUUGUGCCAAGCCAAGUGUGCUUCUAAAACACAUACGGUCCCACACAGGAGAGAGACCUUACCCAUGUGUGACAUGUGGUUUUUCAUUUAAGACAAAGAGCAACUUAUACAAGCAUAAGAAGUCUCAUGCACAUGCUAUCAAACUGGGUCUGGUAAAAGACUCCGGAAGUGGAUCCCUCUCUCAAGAGUCGGACAAAGGCUUGGCCACACAUUCUGAUGUGGAGGAAAGCGGGGACAGUGACGAGGAAGGUAGUGCAGCAGACUUAGACCCGGAUUCUUCACAAAGCAGCCUGACGGCAUUGUCUGAGAGCAGUCUGCAGAGUGCAGGCAUGGUACCAGGAAGCCAAGGAGAAUCAGAGCCUUUGCUGGUGUUUGAAACUCUGAAAUCACUGGUUUCUCAGAAAGGAUGUGAGCCAAAGGUCACUGCUGCUCUCCCUAAAGUGGUUGUCCACCCUGUAAAUGUUUCACCUUUGCGUGCAGACAGCCCAAGAGUUACAGAUUUGACACCUGAACAUGCCACAGCCCAGAGGCAAAGGGAUUUCCAGACAGCAAACAUAAGGUCCAAUGUAAUGGUUCUGUCCUCACUGAAAGAAGUGGAUUGCACAAGUCCUCUACAAGAUUCAGUUAGUGAGGAUGAAGAUCAGCAUUGUAAAUCCCCACUAGGAGUCAGCCAUGCCCAGCUACAAAGGCAACAAGCAACUGAUUACUCACAACAACCACAAGGCAAGUGUCUGCUUAGUCCUCGGAGUCUUGGAAGCACUGACUCAGGCUACUUUUCACGUUCUGAGAGUGCAGAUCAAGCUAUGAGUCCCCCAAGUCCUUUUGUUAAGAUAACUCCACCAGCAGAAACUGACAUUACAAAAGCUCCACAAAUUCCCCCUUCCCCAGUUGUGGCAACUGUCAUGCAUGUAGCACCUGUAGAGAAGCCUCGAGGUCCUUCAGGACAAAUGCGUCCUCCAUUAGAAACUAAAGCUCUAUCUCUUGAGGAGCGUAUCUCAAAGCUGAUCUCAGACAAUGAGGCUGUUGUGGAUGACAAACAACUAGACAGUGUCAAACCCAGGAGGACUUCCCUUUCCCGAAGGGGUAGCAUUGACUCCCCUAAAUCCUACAUAUUUAAAGACUCUUUUCAGUUUGAUCUAAAACCACCAGUAAGAAGAUCUAGUUCCAACUCGGACAUACCAAAAUCUCCAUUUACUCCGACAGACAAAUCCAAGCCAGUAUUUCUUCUUUCUGUUCCACCUCAGUAUCCAGCUAUGGACUGUUUACCAAUUACAAGAAGCAAUUCGAUGCCUACAUCACCUGGUCAGUCAGCUCUCUUCCCCAAUGUAACACAUCAGCCUCACCCACUAAGGAUCUGUCAUUCAUUUGAUGACAAGAUUAGUUCACUAAAUGAUGAUGUGUUCUCUUCAGCUCCCUCUACUCCCAAUCCUGCUGUACAUCCACGUACACUAGUGAGACAGAUAGCAGUUGAGGAUUUGUCCACAAAUGAUGGUCAUGUUCUUAUCUCUGUUCAUUCCAUGGAUGAGAGCCUUCAUGGACCAAGUAUUACACAUGAGCUGCGAAGUAAGUCUUUUGAGCAUGCAACAGAAAGAAACCGAAAACCCCAGCAAAACAAAGGGACAAUGUACGAAUGUGAGACUUGUCGUAACCGUUACAGAAAACUGGAAAAUUUUGAAAAUCACAAGAAGUUUUAUUGUUCCGAACUGCAUGGUCCAAAAAAUAAGCCUAUGCAUACCAGAGAGAUUGAGACAGAUGUUUUCAGACGUGGAAUUCAGCAGCCCCUUUUAAACAGAAAUGCUGUAAUUACCGGCAUUGUAGAGCAACCACUCAUGGUAAGAAAAAGAAGGAAAAUUAAAAGUGUUGGAGAUGAUGAUGACCAGUCUCCAACUGAGACCACUCCUCCAUGUUCAAGAAGUUUUGACUCCUGCCAGACCUCUACAGGUUCGAUAGGGCAACCUUAUUCUCAACAUACCCAGUCCUUAAGUAACACUGCUGUUUUAGGACAAAUACAGAUCAUUGGCAGAGCUGCAGAAUCACAGGAGUCAAGACUAUCUCCAAUAAGAGAGGCUCAGAUCAGCACACCAAAUAAAGAAAGAGGAGACCUCCAGAGACAAGGAAGUGGAACUUCAGUCAUUCGACAUACCAACUCCCUCAGCCGACCAAAUUCUUUUGAAACAUCCGAGUCCAUUGACAGGUCAUCUCCAGUUGAUCCUGUGGAAAAGGAAGUAAAGAGCUCUGUAAAAGGUCAUAAAGAGUCUGCAGUGAAUUUAUCUUCACAAAGUUACCAUGACAGAAUGUCUACACCCAAAUGUGCCAGCCAAGGAAUGGAAUCUCAUGGUAAGCAAAGCUUUGCCAUUGCUAGUGAUGGCACACCUGUACAGCAAUCACGGCUUGUACGGCAGAACAACAUUCAGGUCCCUGAAAUCUUAGUAACAGAGGAACCAGACAGAGAUCAUGAAACUCCAGUUGUAGAAUCAACAGAGAAACCUGCAGAAACAUUCAACUGGCCUCAGAGGAGUGAGAGCUUGUCUAAACUGCCAACAGAAAAACUCCCCCCAAAGAAAAAGCGCAUAAGACUUGCUCAAAUGGAACACUCUUCUGGUGAAUCUAGCUUUGAGUCAAGUCUCUCUCGUAGCCUCAGUAGAGAUAGUAGCUUGUCAAGGUGCUCUAGUAUUUCAGCCUCUUUUGACAGAGAUGAUCCACCAAGAUCUGACAGUCCAUCAAGGGCUGAUAGUGUUGGGAAGCCACCAGAAGCUCAAGGUAUCCCUGUAGCAAACAACACUCUUGGAGUGCCAGGCAUGAUGAGACGUGCUACCUCAGAACAAAUCAGCUGCACUCAGUCAUCAUUGGAGAUUUCUUGUGACUACCGUAGCAAAUCCUUUGAUUGCAGCAGCAUGUCACCCAGCAGGCCUUUGUCACCAAUGCAGACUGCCCUUCCAAAAAUGACACAUUGUCCUCCAACUACCCAGGUGCCUCUCAUUGAAAGAAGAAGGGGUCCUCUGGUACGUCAAAUGUCCUUGAAGAUUGCACCAGAACCUCAAAUGCCAGUGAGACAGACUCCCCCCAUCCAAAGAGUCCCCUUCACUAAUGAAUGCUCUGGGUCCCAACCUAGAUCAGUAAAUAUGAACACAUCCACACUUGUUCAGGCUGUUGCUCUACAUUCUGGAGAGGCCCCUCUACCGAAAAAUGAGCAAGUGGUUCAAAGCAUCAACCUUGGAAGUCAAACCCAACAACCCCAGGUUCAUGGUCUUCCACAUCCAUGGCAUCAGACCUCAAGGGUUGUGGCAUGCCAUGUGCAACCUUUGGUCCAAAUGGUGGCUGGUCAGACAGAUGUUCAGAAGAGCUCUGAUGAAAAAAAUAAGAAGAGCUUUGUACCUAAAUACCAAAUGAAUUGCCCUGUACUAAAAACAGGCCAGACAUAUUCUUUAGCAGAUGGACAAGGCACACAGAUCACUUUGCCAGUGAAAACUGUACCGUUGGCUAAUGAAAUUAAAGUCUCACAGUCAAAUGAUGGAAUGCAAAAUGUCUAUGUAGCACAACCAGGUUAUCAGGCUGUAAUCAAUAAGCCCCCAAUUAUACUGCCUGCUGAUACACCAGUAUCUACACCUGUCCCACAGAUUCUAAUUACCCAUGAGCAUACCCUAGCACCUGCUUCUGUGGUUUCUAAGGUUAACUUCCCUACGGUACAUGUUGUAACCUGUGAUUCAAAGACUGGACCAGAAAUUCAAGCUCACAGGCAACCUGGGUCUGUUGAUAUACAGAUGAAAAACAACAAUAUGAAAUCUACUGAACAAAACCAAACCACUGAGCAAAGCAUCCUGUCCCUCGGUUCACUGCAUUGUACACAAAAACUGGCAUCUGCAAAUUUAUGCCUCCAAGAGUCUACUGUCUCAAGUAAGCGUAUGCUCUCUCCUGCCAACAGCCUGGACAUUGCUAUGGAAAAAACACAGAAACGGGCUAAAGAUGAGCACGGAGCUGCAUGUCUCACUGAUGGUAGAUCUCUAAACUACUUGAACUCAAAGAUGUCAGAAAUGACCAGGCAGAGGAAGUUAAUGCUGGUUAGACAGGUCUGCACCACAGAGCCAGUGGAUAGCCCAAUUGAGACUGAUGCCCCAAUACAAUUGCCAGAGACUUCAGAAGCCGACAAGAACACUCAGAUACUAAUAUCUCAGACAACAACUGAGGUCAGUGAACAGGAAAUAGAGAGCAGAACACCUACCACAACACCUGCUACAUGUUCUUCACCCAGAGUUCAAAGCUAUACCAUGCCAGAGAAUUCCACUCUGAAGCCACAAGAAAAACUUGAGGAGCAGCGUUGGUCUCCAUCCAAAUCUCCUCUGAGGCCUCCAACAUUUCAGGGACAGGUGAAGUUAGCUUCUUCUGUGUCUGUUGUCAACACCAGAGACAGUCAUCGCCUGUCUUUCCCUAGUCUGAAAACAGCUACAACCUUCACCUGGUGUUUUCUUAUGAAAAGGAAACCCCUCCAUAUUCAACAGGCAGACCAGAGGAUCUCUGCCUACUCUGCAUGGAUAGUAAACCCCAACAAUCCCAAUCCAUUGGGGCUUCCCACAAAAGUGGUCAUGUCUUUGUUUGAUUCCAAACAGACAUCCAAGAAAAUAUACUACACCCAAGCAAAAACAACAACUUUGAAAUCUGACAUCUUGACCUACUCUGGGAAGCUGAAGGACAUCUUGCCAAAAGUUUUGAUUCAGAAAAGAUCUGUGCCAACUGAGAAUAGUGGAAAAACAAAACCAGAGACUCAACCAUUUAAUCAGACAGAGUCAGACAGAGAUUCUUCCAAAUCUGAGCCCCAACGAGUGAAGAUCUUUGAUGGAGGUUACAAGUCGAAUGAGGAGUAUGUGUAUGUUAGAGGGCGUGGAAGAGGAAAAUACAUCUGUGAGGAAUGUGGAAUCCGCUGCAAGAAACCUAGCAUGCUGCGGAAACACAUCCGUACUCAUUCGGACAUCCGUCCAUUUCACUGCACGCACUGCAACUUCUCUUUCAAGACCAAAGGGAACCUAACCAAGCACAUGAAGUCCAAAGCCCACAGCAAGAAGUGCAUGGAAAUGGGAGUUGCUGUGGGUAUUAUUGAGGACCAGGACACCGAAGACUCAGGUGAUCGAGGAAGAGCAGGAAGUGCUGACAGACAGGACUCAGAUGGUGAUGACUCUGAUGGCCCAGACGAUGAAGAUAACGAUGGGGAAGAGGAAGACGAGGAGGACAGUCAGGCAGAGUCUGGCCUCUCUGCAACACCCUCUGUUUCUGCAAGCCCACAGCAUCUUCCUGCUAACCAGGCUGACAUGGCUCCUAGCUCUCUGCUAGCAAAGAUGUCCAUCAGCCCAAAUCUAAUCCCAGCUCCUAAAACUCAGCCUCCUCAAGCUUCAGACUCCAAGACCUCAGACACAGAGUCUGUGGCUAUGACAAGUCCAGUUUUGUUGGUCAGACAGAUGUCAAUUUCUGCAUCCUGCUCAAGCCCUGGCCCUUGUCCCACCUCUUUCACAUCCCACCCUGCCCCUGCCUCAGAAUCCCACACCUCUGAUACUGACUCUGUGCACAUGAUGAGCCCAGUGUCACCUUGCAGGCAGAUGUCCAUCGACUACCCUGACUUUGAUGAUCCCCCUAGUCCCCCAGUGCCAGCCAAGGGUGGCAAGCUCGGCCAGGAAGUUGUGUCAAGCACCAUAUCCCAACUUGCAAGUGAGUGCAAUGGCAACGUCGACCGUGGUACUCAGACCUCUUCUGACCCUCUUCAGGGACCCUUGCACUUUCCAAAUGCAGAUCUGAUCCACGAGCCCAGAGUGGAAGCCACUACUCAUCUCUUCAGCCACCUGCCCUUGCACUCCCAACAGCCCCCUCGUUCCCCAUACAGCAUGGUACCUGUGGGUGGCAUCCAGCUUGUUCCCGCGGGUUUGGCUGCUUACUCCACAUUUGUACCCAUUCAGGCCGGGCCAGUCCAGCUAACCAUCCCUGCACUCAGUGUGAUCCAUAGGCAGACCGGAAGCCCUCUCCCAGCCCCCAACACCUCGCCCCGGCCAGAGGGUUCCCCGAGCCAUCCGCUGGUAGUUCAGGAACCAGUCAGCAGUGUACUGCCUUGUUUCCCUCUGGGCCAAGUGGCAGGGCUUCAGACACUAGGUGCUCCCCAAACUGCCCUGCAGCCUUUGGGUUUGGAGACCUUGAGCAUGUUGGGUUUAGCCAACUCCACCCAGCUGGUGCCUCAACAGAGUCUGCCAUUAAAUGCCACCCUAGGCUUACAAGUGUUGGCAGCUAGCCCUGCCCCUCAGUGCAGCACUGCUUCCCCAGCACAAAUCCCUGGCCUGCAGAUCCUCAACAUUGCCCUGCCAGCCCUUAUACCAUCCCUCAGCCCCCUCUCAGCUCUCAGCCCACUUCCUGCAGCCCAGGACAAGCCACAUAGCCCUGAGGGUGUAGCAUCUGUAACUCCAGCAGCACAGGUUGCAGAAUCUCCACCAGCACCUAUUUCUUCAGCCAGUCCUCCAACAGCCAAUCCAGGAGAUGUUCCUACAAAUGCAAAGCCAUCCACAGAGCCAAAGCAGGUCCCUCAAAACAGCCCUAGCGCUGGAUCUAAGGACACAGGGGGUGCUGAGAAGACCACAGCCAUGAUGGACAAACCGAAAACACCAUCACAACCUCCUUCGCCCUCAUCCUCUAAUGAGAGAGGCUGUGAGGUUGCACACAAGGCAAAAGCAGGUGGGGCUAGUGAAGUGAAACCACAGCAACCUGUCUCUAGACAACCAGUGACUGAUGACUACAAUGAAGCCUCCAGUGAUGAUGAGGAUAGACUUGUCAUAGCUACCUGAGAGUCCCAAUAAAAGCUCUUUCUUUUCUGCCUAUGAAUUUCUUUCUCUUUCCACCUCUUUCUCCUUCUUUUUUGUAUAACUUUGUCACUUUGUAAAACUGAAACACUUCAGGAGGUUUGCAGCACUGCAAGCCUUCUCUAAAAAAAGCACAUUUUCUGACAGUCAUAUUGUAUGUGCAAUCAUAAAUGAUGACCAAUUAUUUUAUUUUAUACUUUUUUGUCAGCACCAGACAGUUUUUCUUUUCUUUUUGUACAUGUUGUAUAGACAAUUGUGCCUUUUGGAGUUUCUCGUUUAGAAACCUGUAUAUAAUAUCUUAUAAAUCUAGUAGUUAUCUAUUUGGAAGUUAAGUUGAUAUGGAAGUUAAAGAAGAAUGGAGGAAAUUUGUUUUAUUUUUUAAAUGUUUUCUUUUUGAAAAGUUUUAUGUCUAUCGUAAAUUGAUGGGGAAAUUAAUGUACUGAUAUAUAAACAUUUCUAUGGCUUUUGGGGGGCAGUAUUCUUGUGCACAGAUGUUGUGGUCAAGUAUUUAUUAUAUUCCACCUGGUGCCCAUUUUGAACUCCAUAAGUCCAUAGGUAUGAGUAAAAUGGUGGCUUUACAUUUGCUGUAUCUAUACUAUCGACAGUAUCAGUAAAACCUUGUUUACAAGUGCA
Messenger RNA from Cyprinus carpio (common carp), 9051 nucleotides. RefSeq names its product zinc finger protein 40-like. Gene Ontology annotation, biological process: regulation of transcription by RNA polymerase II. The transcript is spliced from 9 exons. Gene Ontology annotation, molecular function: RNA polymerase II cis-regulatory region sequence-specific DNA binding; DNA-binding transcription factor activity, RNA polymerase II-specific; zinc ion binding. Lineage: Eukaryota; Metazoa; Chordata; Actinopteri; Cypriniformes; Cyprinidae. Gene Ontology annotation, cellular component: nucleus. The record is from RefSeq and is a predicted model, not a curated record. Bases 508 to 8403 code for a protein of 2631 amino acids.